Messenger RNA from Oncorhynchus tshawytscha (Chinook salmon), 6497 nucleotides. It is a transcript of the gene epb41l3b, whose product is annotated as erythrocyte membrane protein band 4.1-like 3b. The transcript is spliced from 26 exons. Gene Ontology annotation, biological process: cortical actin cytoskeleton organization. The coding region runs from base 717 to 4454 and encodes 1245 amino acids. Gene Ontology annotation, cellular component: cytoskeleton; plasma membrane. The record is from RefSeq and is a predicted model, not a curated record. Lineage: Eukaryota; Metazoa; Chordata; Actinopteri; Salmoniformes; Salmonidae. Gene Ontology annotation, molecular function: structural molecule activity; actin binding.
UAGUUUGAGAUAAUGUGUGUGUUGUUGUUUUUUUUCAUGGGACAGAAUCAAAUCUGGUAAAGUGUAUUUUGUUAGUAGGAGCGACAGUUUUGAAACGUGCUGAUCUGACUGAUUUGAACCAGAUGUUGCAGACCAUAAGUUGACUUGUCAAAAUGUGUUGUGCCCUUUCAUUUAGAGACUAAAAGCACGUUAUGAUUCAGCACCAAAAAGACAUUUCGGGAAUACAUACGAUCAUUUUGAGAAACAAAUAUGAGACUGCAUAUUUCACCACGUGUCAACGUUUUGAAUAUAUAUGUAUCCCAAAAUACAACUAUAGGCUGCGGUUAUUUGGUAUAUGUGAAAAUGUGACCCUGUGAUCGCACUCUGUCUCAGGACACAUUUCACAAAAAAAAUACUAUUCUUUCUACUUUUUUUGCCUGAACUCUUCCCAAACCGACUGUCCAUGCACUCAGUUUGACAAUGAAUGAUCGAGGUGUUUUUUUGUUGAGGUUUUUAUAGCAAAAUCAAUACAUUUUGUAAAUAGUGCACAUAUUCAAUACUGCGGUGGUGAACAGGGGUACAUGGUGAUAUUCAGCGCGGGAGUUAUUAACAGAAUAGUUUUUGUCCUUCAACAUGUUGGGACCUGUCUGUCUGGGACCUGUCUGUCUGGGACCUGUCUGUCUGGGACCUGUCUGUCUGCGACCUAUGUGUCUGCUACUGGCUACUGAAAUGUCGCCAUGACGACUGAAUCAGGAGCCGACUCUGAGCCUAAGCAGCAGCAGCAGGGGAAAGGAGGGAAGGAGAAAGGAGGGAAGGAGAAAGGAGGGAAGGAGAAGACAGCAGAACACUUCCCAGCCGCCACGGGACACAGCACACCUGCCAGGAGUAACCAGUUUGAGGAGGACCUGUCGUCAACCAGGUCGUCAACCAGUCGCCUGUCAAUCAAGUCUCCACUGAGGGGAGUCAGGAAGCUGAAGAACAUGCAGUGUAAAAUCACCCUGCUAGAUGGCUCUGACUACACCACGACGGUGGACAAACGAGCCAGAGGCCAGCUGCUGUUUGCCAAGGUGUGUGACCAUCUGAACCUGCUGGAGACGGACUACUUUGGCAUCACGUACCGCGACGUGGAGAACCAGAAGAACUGGCUUGACCCGAACAAGGAACUGAAGAAGCAGAUAAGGAGUGGUCCCUGGAACUUUGGCUUCAACGUCAAGUUCUACCCCCCAGACCCUGCCCAGCUGUCUGAAGACAUCACCAGGUACUACCUGUGUCUCCAGCUGCGUGAUGACAUGGUGUCUGGUCGUCUCCCCUGUUCCUUCACCACCCACACCAUACUGGGCUCCUACACGGUCCAGUCAGAGCUGGGGGACUAUGACCCCGAGGAGACGGAGUACAACAGUGAGCUCCGCUUCGCUCCGAACCACACCAAGGAACUCGAGGACAAGGUCAUGGACCUACACAAGAACUACAAAGGGAUGACCCCAGCUGAAGCAGAGUUACACUUUCUGGAGAAUGCCAAGAAACUGUCCAUGUAUGGAGUAGACCUGCAUCACGCCAAGUUGGUGGGAAGCCCGUUUGAGUGUUUGGCUCCAGCUAAAGGGGAGGACUCUGAAGGCGUAGAGAUCAUGCUAGGCGUGUGCUCCAGUGGUCUGCUCAUCUACAGAGACAGACUGAGAAUCAACAGGUUUGCCUGGCCCAAGGUCCUCAAGAUCUCCUACAAGAGAAACAACUUCUACAUCAAGAUACGCCCCGGAGAGUUUGAGCAGUUCGAGAGCACGAUUGGCUUCAAGCUCCCUAACCACCGUGCAGCCAAGAGGCUGUGGAAGACCUGUGUCGAGCACCACACGUUCUUCAGGUUGGUGUCUCCAGAGGCCCCCCCGAAGAAGUUCCUAGGUCUUGGUUCUAAGUUCCGCUACAGCGGUAGAACCCAGGCUCAGACCCGGAGAGUCUCCUCUCAGAUCAUCAGGGCCGCGCCCAUCUUCGAACGCUCCUCCUCCAAACGCUACACCAUGUCGCGCAGCUUGGACGGAGCGCCCGUAACAGAGAACCACGACACCCUGAUGAGGGAAGCCACGCCCGCCAAAACUGUCACCGCUGGAGACCUGAUCACCACGGUAACGCCAGAGAAGAAGGCGGAGGAGGAGAAGGCCGAGGAAGAGGAGGGACAGACCGACGCUACAGAGACGUCAGAUCCUAAUGUCCCCUCAACCCCCCUCAGACACGACAACAAGCGCUCCCCGUGCCUGUAUUCCCGUGACCCCCUCCGCUCUGAGCUCUCCCUCCCUUCCUCCCCCGUGGCCUCCACUAAGGUCCGUCGGCGGCGCAGGGAGAACGCGUCCCGUAAACGCUGUGCGUCCGUCAGCCCGGUUAAAUCCUCUGCGGGGUGCCGUCGGCGCCAGGCCAAAGCGGACCGCGCCGCCGCCCUCCUAGAGGAGCAGGUGUUACUCCUGUCGGCCCGGAAACAGCGUCUAGAACAGCUGAAGGCCCACGGGAGGCGGGGCGGCACUCUGUUCUCCUUCUCCCUGCACCUCCCCGACCUCUCCUCUUACCUAGACGAGGAUGGCUACCUCACCUUCCCCGACAUCACGGAGCUCACCUUCCUCCCUGAGAGCGUGCAGCACUUCCGUCCGUUCAGGUCACCCUCCCUCAUCCCCUGCUUCCUCUUCAUCUUCUUCUUCCUCUUGUCCACGUCGUUCUCGGUGCCCUACGCCCUCACGCUGUCCUUCCCGCUGGCGCUGUGUCUGUGCUACCUGGAGCCCAAGGCGGCUUCUCUCACCGCAUCCAUCGCUCAGGGCCUGCAUCAACAUGACAGUUGUUCAGAGGAAGAGGAAGAGGAAGAUGAAGAGACGGACAGCGAGCAAACUGACUUUGCCUUUGACGGGGAAACUACGGCCACUGAGUCGGAGCCGGAAGACGAUCAUUCUGAGAUGAGGACACAGUAUAGUUUCAUAAGGCGAAUUAAAGGAGAGAACGUUUUUAUCAAGCAUAGUAAUCUCAUGUUAGAGAACACAGAGGCGUCGGAGGAGCUGGUGAAACGUCAGAGAGACGUCAGUGAACUGAAGCGCUCCUUCCUGGAGACGUCAGGUGGCGCUGAAUCCCUGGGACUGACGGAGUGGGAGAAGAGACUGUCCUCGUCUCCUCCAGCGCGCUCCCACAGCGAGGGAGUGGAGGAGGCACCCAUGAUAGAGCCACUAAACACCCCACAGGACUCAGAGACAGAGGAAGUUCCUGCUGCUGAGGAAGAAAUGAAGCAGGAGGUACAAGCCAAUGGCAUUGAGGCUGCAGGCAUGGUGAACUCUAGUGAUGUGGGGGCGGGGACUGCAGGAGGACAGGGGUGUGGUCUGAUGACUGACACCUUAGAAGACGUCACCAGUGACUGGACGGACAGAGAGACGGACGGAGAGGAAGACAAGUUCCUAGUAUCUCCAGAGCUGAAGAUAAGUCCAGGGACAGUCAGACAGGAAGUCUCGACAGCCAUCUUGGACAAGAGAGGAACACUCAUCAUCCUGAGGGAGAUGGAGUCUGAAGACAAAAUGGACGCCGGCAGAGACGUUACCAAGACCAACCAGGAGAAAGGAGGCGGGACUUCAGCAAGCGUUAAGGAAGGUGAAGAUGACGAACUAGAUGGAGAUCCUCUCACCAGAUCUAAGGAGAAAUAUGCCAUAAUCGACACGAAUGAAGAUGAGACCGGUGGUGAGGUAGAUGCUGAGGCCAUGUCUAAGGAGACCAGCAACAAGAGAGAGAUAUCUCUCAACUUAAGCCAGACUGAAACGGAUGAAGAAAUGAGUGCCGUUAACUCACUGCAGAAGACUGAGGCUCCAAGUCCCUCUGAGGUCUUGACCAAGACAGUUGAAAGGUCAGAGUUCACCACCGUGUCACAUGAGAAGGUGACGGAGCUGAUUACCCAGGAUGCACCGCCAAAGAGAGAGGAAUCGUGCGGCCUGGAUGAAGCUGUGAGCAACCUAUCACAGUGGGCCUUCCCCGACGGUCAAUUUGCCACCAAACCAUCACCUGGAUCUCUUGCCGUGAGCCUGGCUGAAGAGGAGGAGGAGGAGAUAGGAGGGAGCCAGGGGAUUGCUGAGACAGCACACUCUACAGGACCUACGAAACCCGAGGCUGUGCCAGCAGUGGAGGUACCUGUCGUCCACACGGAGACUAAAACCAUCACGUACGAGUCCUCAGAGGGUGACUACAAUGGCGAUGUGGAACCCGGUGUUCUGAUGAGCGCACAGACCGUCACCUCGGAGACCACCAGCACCACCACUACCACGCACAUCACUAAGACUGUGAAAGGAGGGAUCUCUGAGACCAGGAUAGAGAAGAGGAUUGUCAUUACAGGAGAAGCAGGAGAUAUCGACCAUGAUCAGGCUCUGGCCCAGGCCAUAAAGGAGGCCAAAGAGCAGCACCCUGACAUGUCAGUGACCAAAGUAGUGGUUCAUAAAGAGACAGAGAUCACACCUGAGGGAGAGGACUGACCCAGGAGUAAAGCCCAGGACUGUUUUUAAAUCCCCUGGUGGAAGGACUCCCCUCAAACCUCCAGCAUCCAACUCCCAACGUCAUAUGAUGGGUUUCAUUACAUUACUGUGCCUGCCUGCUGGGCCUGUUGUAAACUACAGUGGAGACUACACAGGCCAGCCUAUUGUUCUACAGACAGUCUUGUUCUAUAGAAAUACAAUCUAUAGAGCGGGCUUCCCCGUUCAAGUCAAUGAUGGCGUAAUAGAUUCUAAUUCUAUGCUCUCCUCUCUCUAUGGUGCCGUUCCUAAUCUGAGCUCCAUGUGCUUACCUUGGCUUUACUGCCUAAAUUGUGAUGUCAACGGAAGAUUAAAGUCAAAAUUAGGUAGUUAAGGUUUAUGCCUAUCGUCAGUCCCAUCCGUCAUUAUAAAAAUUUUAAAAAGUAUAUUUGCAUGAGCAGAAUGCCGCAAUUAUUAUAAUAAAAAUAAAAUGAUCCAAGAUUUACUGUGAGAUAAUAAACAAACAGGCUAUUAAAUCACUUGAACUCUCGCUGAACUCUACAACAGGCAGGUGGAUUUCAUUCACCGUCUUGCUAUCUAUUUAAGAUUAUAUUAUAAACAGUCUUUUUUUUUUUUUUUUUUUUUGGUCAUUUUAUUUAUAAAAUGAAAAUUCAUCACUCCGAGAGGGGAAAAAAGAAGUUAAACUGCUGUAGGCUUUAUGUGACCUAUUAGAGCACACAACAAUAUUAUUAUUCUAAUGACUUAGUAGCUGGUAGAAGUGCCGACCUCAAUACCGCCUCACUCAAUCGUCUCAGAUAGAAAUACAUUUUAAAUCCACUUUUACAACAAAGUCCUGUAUGUGUUGUCCUGGGCAACAGCAACUGCAAACCAAGGCAGAUUAUAUCGUCUAUAUUCAGCAACAAAUUAUUUUAUUCAUGUUGUAUUGUAUUUUUUGUCUGAACAUUUUGUCAGUAUUCUUUAUUCAAACAUUGUAGCAUAUUUCAAAAUAGCCUGUGUCCCAGAUCGGUUUGUCCUCGUGGCAACUCUAUAUCACCCAUUGAGCGACAUGGAGAUGGCAUGAUGGCACUAUCCGACUGGCACCCAGGCUAUAUUUGAGACGGUUGACAGAUUGUUUUAAAAAAACACUUUCUAGAUGGGGGGAUUACAUAGUUUGUGCCCAGGCUAUGCUUGAGACAAUGACAAGUCUGUUUUUUAAAAACACUUAGUCUCGAUGUGGGUUUUACUUGUAUUGUUGUGAUCUAUCUGCAAACGGACACAAAUGGUAAACAUUCUCCUCUGUAUUAAUUCAUGGCUGGACUACAGUUCCCACAAUGCUGUGUGUGACUGACUGAAAGGCCCAGGACUCAAACUAACAGGACUGCUCUGUCCAGAUGAACAUAUUUUGGUCUGAAAUAGCACCCUAUCCUCUAUAUAGUGCACUACUUUUAACCAGAGCCGUAUGGCAUUCACUAUAAAGGGGAUAUGGUGCUAUUUGUGACUCAUCCAAAGACAAGUAUUUAAUCUGAUCUGUCAGUCAAUCAGGUCUCAGAAGCCGUAAUAGUUCUGUUCUAUCAUAGUUGCUUCUAGACACUGAUCUUGGGUCAGUUUUGCAUUUUCCCUAUUAUAGCUAAGGUUGGGAUUGGGGAGGGGGGGGGUCUAAUUUUGAAUUGAACCUUUAUCGUACUUGGCAAGUCAAUUUAAGAAGAAAAAAAUCUUAUUCACAAUGAUGGCCUACCCUAGCCAAACCCUUCCACAAACCCAGACGACGCUGGGACUCCCGAUCACAGCCCGUUGUGAUACAGACCCGGGUCUGUAGUGACGCCUCCCUUAGACCUCUGCGCCACUCGGUCCCCAAAAGCUGAUCUAAGCUGAUCCUAGAUCGGUACCUAAAGGUAAACUUCACCCCAGAGCCAGUAUCAUCAAUAUAUAACUAUAUAUAGCUACAACCAAUCAGGAUGUUCCAGCACCAACAGAACGUGGAAUUAUACAAAGUGGCAAAUGCAUAUUAUUGUGAUUUUUUUUUUUUUCUUUUCUUUUUGAAUAAAAUAUUGAUUAUAUUAUUCUGAA